Molecule: messenger RNA, 1904 nt
Organism: Pteropus alecto (black flying fox)
Lineage: Eukaryota; Metazoa; Chordata; Mammalia; Chiroptera; Pteropodidae
Gene: MEF2D
Product: myocyte enhancer factor 2D
Exons: 15
Coding region: 237-1904 (555 amino acids)
Biological process (GO): positive regulation of transcription by RNA polymerase II; cell differentiation
Molecular function (GO): DNA-binding transcription factor activity, RNA polymerase II-specific; RNA polymerase II cis-regulatory region sequence-specific DNA binding; protein dimerization activity
Source: RefSeq, a predicted model, not a curated record
GGCACUGGGGAUUAGGUCACCCAAGAACUAUGAGCUGUCGCUUUAAAUUGCUGGGCGUCUGCCGAGCCAGGCCCGGGUAGGGAAGGGGGCCUGUCACAGGAGGCUGUGUGGGAGGUAUCCUGCAGACCAUGAACUGAGCGCUGGCCCCAGACCGCUCAUGAGCACAGCGUGAGGCGUGCCAAGACCACCGCCCAGCGAUCCCCUCCGCUUUCUAGCACUGAGGACCCCCAGAGAAGAUGGGGAGGAAAAAGAUUCAGAUCCAGCGAAUCACCGAUGAGCGGAACCGACAGGUGACGUUCACCAAGCGGAAGUUCGGGCUGAUGAAGAAGGCCUACGAGCUGAGCGUGCUGUGCGACUGCGAGAUCGCCCUCAUCAUCUUCAACCACUCCAACAAGCUGUUCCAGUACGCCAGCACCGACAUGGACAAGGUGCUGCUCAAGUACACGGAGUACAACGAGCCCCACGAGAGCCGCACCAACGCCGACAUCAUCGAGACCCUCAGGAAGAAGGGCUUCAACGGCUGCGACAGCCCGGAGCCCGACGGGGAGGACUCGCUGGAGCAGAGCCCGCUGCUGGAGGACAGGUGCCGGCGGGCCAGCGAGGAGCUGGACGGGCUCUUCCGGCGCUACGGGUCAGCUGUCCCGGCCCCCAACUUCGCCAUGCCCGUGACGGUGCCCGUGUCCAACCAGAGCUCACUGCAGUUCAGCAACCCCAGCGGCUCCCUGGUCACCCCCUCCCUGGUGACGUCAUCCCUCACGGACCCACGGCUCCUGUCCCCCCAGCAGCCAGCACUGCAGAGGAACAGCGUGUCCCCCGGCCUGCCCCAGCGGCCAGCCAGCGCAGGGGCCAUGCUCGGGGGAGACCUCAGCAGUGCGAAUGGAGCCUGCCCCAGCCCUGUGGGGAACGGCUACGUCAGUGCCCGGGCCUCCCCUGGCCUGCUCCCCGUGGCCAAUGGCAACAGCUUAAACAAGGUCGUCCCUGCCAAGUCUCCGCCCCCACCCACCCACGGCGCCCAGCUCGGAGCCCCCAGCCGCAAGCCCGACCUGAGGGUCAUCACGUCCCAGGGAGGAAAGGGGUUAAUGCACCACUUGACUGAGGACCAUUUAGACCUGAACAACGCCCAGCGCCUCGGGGUCUCCCAGUCCACGCACUCACUCACCACGCCAGUGGUCUCCGUGGCAACGCCGAGCUUACUCAGCCAGGGGCUCCCCUUCUCCUCCAUGCCCACUGCCUACAACACAGAUUACCAGUUGACCAGUGCGGAGCUGUCCUCCUUGCCAGCCUUCAGCUCGCCUGGGGGGCUCCCUGGCAGCCCGCUGCCCCACGUGGGUGCUGCCCUCACCGUCACCACCCACCCCCACAUCAGCAUCAAGUCGGAACCGGUGUCCCCAAGCCGUGAGCGCAGCCCUGCGCCGCCCCCUCCAGCUGUGUUCCCGGCUACCCGCCCGGAGCCUGGCGACGGCCUCAGCAGCCCAGCUGGGGGCUCCUAUGAGACGGGGGACCGGGACGACGGCCGGGCGGACUUCGGGCCCACACUGGGCCUGCUGCUCCCGGGAGAGCAGCGAAAGAAAGAAAGAGGCAUCGAAAUUCCUGAAUGGAGAGACAGCUGCUACGUCAUCAGCAGAGCUGCCCCCUCCGCCCGCGGGAGGCUGGGAGCCGGCGGAGAGGCAGCCAGCGGCAGCGGCCGCCGCAGCCCGUCCUCAUGGAAGCCCGCUUCCCACCUUGGCGGCCGCGUGCUGCACCCCGCCCCCUUUCCUGCGCACGAGCGUCAGAGCCGCCUCCAGCACCACGGACAGCUCCGGGGCGGUCCAGCGGCCGGAGCCCGGUUCCUGGAGCCCUGGCUAGACGUGGCUGACCUGAGAGUUCAGCUGGCCUGGGGCUACAAGGGCUCCCAGGCAGCCUGA